UGGCUGCGCAUGCGCAUAGCUGGUCGGUCCACUACGCCUAGGACCAAGACAGUGGGAGUUAGCUGUAAUGGCGGCUGCGUUGUUACUGUCUGCAGACAGUCCCGGACCCGUUUUCCCAGUCGGCGCCGGAGCGGCCGGCGCGCCCGGUAAUGGAGUAGGGGCGGCGGGCGUCACCUCCUGGAACCGGUCUCUGGACAGGGCCUUGGAGGAAGCGGCGGCUAACGGCUACCUUAACCUCAGCGGCAGGAAACUGAAGGAGUUCCCGAAGUGCGCUUCAAACCACGACCUUACGGACACUACGCGAGCCGACCUGUCCCGGAAUCGGCUUCCCGAACUCCCGGUGGAGGUGUGUACGCUGGUCUCUCUGGAGAGCCUGAACCUUUACCAGAAUUGCCUACGCUCACUGCCGGAGAACCUGGUGAACCUGCAGGCACUGACGAACCUCAACAUCAGCCGGAACCAGCUGUCCACGCUUCCCGGGCCCAUCUGUAGCCUUCCCCUCAAGGUUCUGAUAGCCUGCAACAACAAGCUGCUGUCUCUCCCCGAGGAACUGGGCCAGCUGCGGCAGCUGACGGAGCUGGAUGUUAGCUGCAAUGAGAUCCAGGUGCUGCCGCCGCAGAUUGGCCAGCUGGAGGCUCUGCGGGACCUCAAUAUCCGGAGGAACCACCUAGUGCGGCUGCCUCCAGAGUUAGCAGAGCUGCCACUGGUGCGCCUGGACCUGUCGUGUAACAAGGUGACGACCAUCCCUGUGUGCUACCGCAACCUGCGUCACCUGCAAAGCAUUGUACUGGACAACAACCCACUGCAGAGCCCUCCAGCGCAGAUCUGCAUGAAGGGCAAGAUCCAUAUCUUCAAAUACCUGAAUAUGGAGGCAUGUAAGGCAGCACCAGAGCUGCCGGAGUAUGAGAGGAGAACGCUGCCCUUUGGCUCUUGUGCUGAGGAGCUCUUCUCCGGCCGGCCGUACGGGGCCCUGGACUCUGGCUUCAACAGCGUGGACAGCGGCUACAGGCGGUGGUCCGGUAAUGAGCCUGCAGAGGAGCUGGCUGACCUGCCCCUGCGCAUAGCCGAGAUCACCAAACAGCAGCGUCAACGCAGAGAGCGGGAGAGAGAGGAGGGCCGCUGCGGACCCCCAGUGACCAACGGCUCUCUGGAGUCUGAGCUAGAGCAGAUAGACUACAUUGACAGCUGUGGAGGGGAGGAGGAGGAGCCUGGUCAUCGGAGGUCUCUCAGCCUGAGCUCACAGUUCAUGGCCUACAUUGAGCGGCGCAUCACCCGGGAGACGGGCGCAUGCGAUGCUGCAAUGUCAGGGGUCACCGUGGAGCGUGUGAGGAGGGAAGCCCAGCUGGCCGCCCAGCGCUACGAAGAGGAGAGACAGAAAGGCCGCUGCGCACAGAGGGAGGCGCCGUUGAGCUACGUCAAGCACAAAGCAGCACAGAAUCCCAGCAAGUCAAGCCCCACAGACUACGAGAACCAGUGUCCUUCCCGGCGCUCCACGCACACGGAUGACUCUGCGCUUUUCGUGCUGGGUGAAGACCGGUCCCCGCUGUCUCCUCCAGCUUACCAGUCGUCAUCCUAUGCCGGCCCUGUCACCCCGCCCUCCCACCGGGGUCCUCUGGCCCCGCCCUCCCACCGGGGUCCUCUGGCCCCGCCCUCCCACCGAGGCCCUACCUCGCGGCCCGACAGCUUCCUCUUCCGCGUGAGCCAGAGAGAGGAGCGGAGGAGAGAUCAGGGGGCUCCUCAGUCGCUGGAGCCCGUCCCACAGUCGCCCUCCGGUCCCGUAGGAGAAGAGCUGGAGUUGGUGGAGCAGCUACGCAAGAAUAUCGAGACUCGCCUCAAGGUGUCGCUACCGAGCGACCUGGGCGCCGCCUUGACUGAUGGGGUCGUGCUGUGCCAUCUGGCCAAUCACGUGCGGCCCAGAUCCGUGCCUAGUAUUCACGUGCCUUCGCCAGCUGUGCCCAAACUGACCAUGGCUAAGUGCCGGCGGAACGUGGAGAACUUCCUGGAGGCUUGCCGCAGGAUGGGUGUCCCGCAGGAGCACCUGUGUUCCGUGGGGGAUGUUUUGGGCGCACAGGGGGUGGGCGUGUAUGGCACAGUGAAGGCCUUGCUCUCACUGGGUCCCCCACUCCGGUCUGCUCCGCCAGCACACCUGGCAGGCUUUGCACUUUUCUACCUGUCCGUCAUGUCAGUGCUGUGUGCUCUGUACUGCCACCUGCUGCCCUGCCUCUGAACUGUCACACCUGGGCUGGCUGUGCGCGGCCAUUCGCACACUCUGGCACGGUACUGUUUCUCCAAAGAUGCCCACAAAUUGGCGUGCGCUCAUCUGGUACGUCUUCUGCGAAAUUUAUGUGGGAGCAGGGUACGUGAGAAAAUGACGUAUGUCUCCUUCGUGCCUGGAAUCAGUGACUCUGUGUGCCUUUGUCCAGCUAAGCACAGUUAGGUGUGUAACAUCCCAAACACAGUGAAGUGCAGUGAUCAGCAUCCAGGCCCAGCAUUGAUUACGGCUGUACACCUUUAUUUAAGAAUCACUCAGAUGCCCUCAGGUGCUCAGGAACAGAGAAAUGGCCCUGAUUUAGACUCUACCUCCUGUCUCCCAGCAGUGCACUUAAUUUCCUGGUUCGUUGACUGACACGCUUGUUACAGUUACACACUUUCCUAAUAAAAGUCAGACUGUU
Molecule: messenger RNA, 2672 nt
Organism: Brienomyrus brachyistius
Lineage: Eukaryota; Metazoa; Chordata; Actinopteri; Osteoglossiformes; Mormyridae
Gene: lrch3
Product: leucine-rich repeats and calponin homology (CH) domain containing 3
Exons: 18
Coding region: 68-2227 (719 amino acids)
Molecular function (GO): protein binding
Source: RefSeq, a predicted model, not a curated record